UUCAUUAAAUAAUUGAUACAUUCUCAGGUUAGCAAUGCCUCAGGCCUAUGAUACUAUAGUGGUCGGUCUGGGCUCCGCUGGGACCACUGCAGCUUCUACAUUAGCUAAGGCUGGCCGAAGAGUAUUGGCUUUAGAAGCGCAGGACCGAAUAGGAGGCAGAGUGAAAACGGUCAAGUGCGGUGAUGGUUUCGUAGAAGAAGGUGCAGAGUGGAUUCAUGGCACAGAAGAUAGUCGAGUAUAUCAAGCAGCCAUGAACAAUAAUAUUACGGUGCUACCUCAGGAUCUGGAUAUGGAAGUGUACAGGUCUGAUGGGAGUGCUGUUAACAGAGAGCUAAUGGAAGACCUUAUUAGCUUCUGUUUAGAGAGGGUGGGAAAACCUCCAGAUGAACCUCCUAUGAAACUUGGAAAUUUCAUAACUAGUAGGCUAAUGGAGUACAUCAAAGAGAAAUAUCCUCAUUUGGUUGAUGAUAAGAAAUUCCUGAAGGAGUUCUUGGACUUGGUGAACUUGUUUGUGAACAAUUAUGAAGCGUCAAAUGACUGGAAUGAUGUUAGCGCACAGAGCAGGUAUGAAGAACUGGGAGGCCAUCAACACAUGAGCUGGCAUCGGUAUGGAUAUAAGACAUUCUUCGAAAUAUUACUGAAUACCUACAAUAACGGUCCAGGGUUGCCAAACCUCGAUAUUAAAUUGAACACGGAAGUAACGCAAAUAAAAUGGCCGCGCGAUACCACGGGUAAUGUCGAGGUUGUGUGCAAAGAUGGCAGCACUUACACCGCUAGUAAUGUCAUAGUGACACUAUCUUUGGGCGUGUUGAAAGAGAGAAUAAAAAUGUUUAGACCCCCGUUGCCCGAGCAAAAGAUAACAGCCAUAGAGGAAAUGUCUAUGGGUGUAAUGGAUAAGAUCAUAUUUAAAUUCGACGAGCCGUGGUGGCAUGACAGAGCUUUAUUUUACAUAUUCAUAUGGGAUAUAAAGGACCGGGAAAAUGUUGCCAAAGACGAUUAUUGGAUAACAAGAAUUUUUGCAGCUAGCAACCCACUUGGCUCUAGGAAUGUUUUAACAUUGUGGACUAGUGGGGAUGUUGCUAAAAUGAUAGAGACACUGCCUGAAAAUGAAGUUAAAAGUAAAUGUAUGCAGUUGUUGAGGAGAUUUAUGGGUCGGAAUCAUACUAUUCCAGAGCCAGUAGAAAUGAUCAGAUCAACGUGGUUUUCGAACCCUUUCACCCGUGGAAGCUAUUCGUACGAUAAUCUAUUGACGCCCCAGAAGCCAAAUUUGCGUGAAGACCUUGCCAGUCCACUGCUGGACAGCGCUGGAAGCCCUCGCGUCUUGUUCGCUGGUGAAGCCACGAACUCUGUUCACUUCUCCACCGUCCACGGCGCCGCAGAAACAGGCUACAGAGAAGCUAUGCGCUUAUUGCCAAGUAGUAAGGUUUAGAAUACCCCAUUUUAUCGUGUGUUUUUUGUAAUAUUUAUUUAUUUAAUAUCCUGUUCACUGAAAGUUGAUAAGUAUUGUGAAACGUUUUGAGUUUUUCGCAAAAUUAUCGUAAUCUGAGGUUUAUGGUACGGGGCACGUAGAUCUAAGGCCGUCUAACUGUAUUUAACGUUUUAAAUAAUAAGCGAUACGCUAUAUUAUGAUUUGUAUGGAAUUAUUUAAUAUUAAAUAUUCUGCAAUUUAUAGUUUAUAAGUGAUUUGAUAUUUUUAUGAAAAGUUUAUUUACUCAUUUAUAUCAAUAUAUACCUAUAAAUUA
Leptidea sinapis is the source of this 1742-nucleotide messenger RNA. RefSeq lists its product as uncharacterized. The coding region runs from base 35 to 1429 and encodes 464 amino acids. NCBI's taxonomy places the organism in Eukaryota, Metazoa, Arthropoda, Insecta, Lepidoptera, Pieridae. The record is from RefSeq and is a predicted model, not a curated record. The transcript has 8 exons. Gene Ontology annotation, molecular function: polyamine oxidase activity.